Danio aesculapii is the source of this 1065-nucleotide messenger RNA. RefSeq names its product carbohydrate deacetylase-like. Gene Ontology annotation, molecular function: deacetylase activity. The record is from RefSeq and is a predicted model, not a curated record. NCBI's taxonomy places the organism in Eukaryota, Metazoa, Chordata, Actinopteri, Cypriniformes, Danionidae. Gene Ontology annotation, biological process: carbohydrate metabolic process.
CUGCCUGAGGUCAUAUUGGACAUUUGUCUUAUUUAAGCUCGGCGAGGAGAAGAUGCCUCAACCCAAAGUGAAGCUGGUGGUGACGGGAGAUGAUUUUGGGUACUGCGAGAGGAGAAAUCAGGGGAUUGUGGAUUGCUUCAGAGCUGGUGGGAUCUCCAAUGUCUCUCUCCUGGUGAAUGCAGUGUCGGCAAAACACGCGGCAGAGCUGGCUAAAAGGUAUCACAUCCCUAUUGGACUCCAUGCGAAUCUCUCCGAAGGUCUUCCAGUGUCUCAGGAAUUGAAGUGUUCAACACUCCUCAACAAGGAUGGUUUCUUUCAUGGCAAGAUGGGCUUCAGGGAAGUUUUGCACAGUGGUCAGCUCAAGAUGUCAGAGGUGGAGGCAGAGCUUAGAGCCCAGGUGAAUCGCUUCUGUGAACUGAUUGGCCACAUGCCUUACCAUAUGGAUGGACACCAGCAUGUGCACGUGUUGCCAGAGGUGCGAGAGGUCUUCGCACAAGUUCUCUCUGAUUUUGGGAUCACCUACACUCGGGUCCCUAUAGAGCCCGGUCUGAGGUUUUGCAACUUCCUCCCGUCCCAUUUGAGAGAAUUCUACGCGCAGGUGGAAAAUGCCCUUGAAUCUAUUGAGGUUUUUCAUCGGCAUGGAAUCAGAUGGCCUGACGUGUACCUGGGCCUGAGCACCAUGGGUAAGAACAUGUGUUUGUCCAACCUGAAGCAUGCUUUGGAAGCUUCACUGGAUGACGGUGUAUCUUCUCCAUUGAUACUGACACAGUCCAACAAUAAUGCAGCGAGCGACUGCUACCGACCGGUUACGGCAGAGCUCAUGGUGCAUCCAGGAUAUCCCAGUCAACCUCAGCAGGGUGGAUGCGGAGAAGGACCGGAUGACUUUUCACAGUCCACAGAUCGACUACAUGAGUUGAACACUUUGAGAGACCCAAUGGUGCUUGGCUAUUACAGGCAACAGGGAAUUCAUCUCUGUGCUUUCAAAGACUUUUAAACACUUCAAACAGAGUAUUCAGUGGGAUCAUAACUUAAAGGAUAGAAGAUCUCAACUCAUACCUCAAAGAA